AGGUACGACCUGUGACCUGUAUCAUUGGGAUAAUUGUUGAGAAAUUAUUCUCUUCGUCUCAGUAUUUGUAAUAUCUCUCGAAGAGUUGAGAUAUCGUAAUUAAUUUGCAAUUUAUUUCGUACAAUGUAUAGUCGCGUUUUUUUAAAAGUGAACAGGCCAUUCAAAUCUCAUUUGAGUACAGUGUUGAGUGCCAGAAAUUUAAGCGUUACUAAUGUGUUGAAAAUUGAUGAAAACCUACUUCCUAAAAAGGAUGAAUUUACUAAUAGACACAUUGGACCCAGGGAUAGGGAUAUUAUAACUAUGUUAGACAGCUUAGGCUUCAAAAGUCUUGAUGAAUUAACUAACAGAGCUGUCCCAGAGAAAAUAAGGCUGAAUGAACCUCUUGAUAUUGAUGAACCUUUAGGAGAAUAUGAGUUGAUUAAGAAAAUAACAGAAAUUGCUCAGAAAAAUCAGAUAUGGAGGUCUUAUAUAGGAAUGGGAUACCACAACUGCUGUGUUCCACACGCGCUGAUGAGGAAUAUCUUCGAAAAUCCAGGCUGGACCACAUCUUAUACCCCGUACCAACCAGAGAUCGCACAAGGUCGAUUGGAAAGUUUCCUGAACUACCAGACCAUGGUUUCUGAACUAACAGGAUUGGACGUAUCCAAUGCCUCCCUACUAGAUGAAGGAACAGCAGCUGCUGAGGCACUUUCCCUAUGCUACAGGUACAACAAGAGGAAGAAGUUUCUCCUUUCAGAUAAACUGCACCCACAAACAAUCUCUGUGAUAGAAACAAGAUCCAAAUCUUUGGGCUUGGCUAUAGAAGUUGGAAAUGUGUUCGAUUUCGAUUUCACUAACCACGAUGUUGCUGGUGUUCUUUUCCAAUACCCUGACACCGAAGGAAAUGUAUUGGAUUUCUCAAAAGUGGUGGAGGAUGCGCAUGCAAAUGGAACUUUGGUUUGUUGCGCUGCUGAUCUCUUAAGUCUAACUCUCUUGCAUCCACCUAGUGAUUUUGGAGUGGAUAUAGCAAUAGGUACUUCGCAGAGACUUGGGGUUCCUCUAGGUUAUGGUGGUCCUCAUGCGGGGUUUUUCGCAUGCAACCAGUCUUUAGUCAGACUCAUGCCGGGAAGAAUGGUUGGAGUAACAAGAGACGCUGCAGGUCGAGACGGUUACAGAUUGGCCUUGCAGACAAGGGAACAACAUAUCCGUCGAGAUAAAGCCACAAGUAAUAUUUGUACAGCCCAAGCUUUACUCGCCACCAUGUCUGCGAUGUUUGCAGUGUACCACGGACCUCAAGGUUUGAAAGAUAUCGCGAGUAGAGUGCACAAUUUAACCUUGGUUCUUAAUUAUGGAUUGCAAGAAGAUGGAAAUCAACAGGCCAAUAAAAUGUUCUUUGACACAAUCAGGGUUUAUCCGAGGAUAGGCGUAGAAGAAGUUAAAAGACGAGCAGAUGAGAAAAAAAUUAAUUUGAGAUAUUUCGAUGAUGAAGCUUCCGUCGGAGUAUCUUUAGAUGAAACGGUUACUGUGAAAGACGUAGACGACCUAUUUUAUGUAUUUGGUAGUAGUCACACUGUAGAGGAAUUAACUGGGAAGAUAGCGAAUCCUCGUAUGAAAGAAGCGUCUAUCAAUAACAGUCCUUUCAAGAGGACAUCACCCUUUCUAACACAUCCAGUUUUCAAUUCUCACCAUUCUGAAAAUCGAAUCGUUCGUUACAUGAAGAUAUUGGAGAACAAGGACGUGUCUCUUGUUCAUUCUAUGAUACCUCUAGGGUCUUGCACGAUGAAGCUCAACGCUACCACAGAAAUGAUGCCCUGUUCCUUCAAACAUUUCACUGAUAUCCACCCUUUUGUUCCCGCUGAUCAAGCUCGAGGGUACAAACAGCUUUUUGAAGAGUUGGAGAAGGAUUUGUGUGCCAUAACGGGCUUCGAUAACAUAAGUUUCCAACCGAACAGUGGCGCGCAAGGAGAAUAUGCAGGUUUGAGAGCAAUCCAGUGUUACCAAGAGGCCAUAGGAGAUAGCCAGAAAGAUAUAUGUUUGAUACCAGUGAGUGCCCAUGGGACUAACCCAGCCAGUGCCCAAAUGGCCGGUAUGAAGGUGGAAGCAGUGAGGGUAAAACAAGAUGGCUCUAUCGACAUGGAUGAUUUGAAGAGUAAAGCCGAGAAAUUCAGUGGGAGACUGUCGUGUUUGAUGAUAACUUAUCCCUCCACCUUUGGAGUUUACGAGGAAACUAUAGCAGAUGUCUGUGAUAUUAUACAUAAGAAUGGCGGACAGGUUUAUAUGGACGGUGCGAACAUGAAUGCACAGGUUGGACUCUGUAGACCUGGUGACUAUGGCUGUGACGUAUCCCAUUUGAAUCUCCACAAGACCUUUUGCAUUCCUCACGGAGGUGGCGGACCUGGGAUGGGUCCUAUAGGCGUGAAAUCCCACCUUGCUCCGUUUCUUCCAGGACAUCCAGUCAUAAAUCCUCAUGGUGAAAGUGGAAACACCAACGGAGGAGCUGUGAGCGCUGGACCUUAUGGUUCUGCCGCUAUUCUGCCAAUAUCUUGGGCCUACAUAAAAAUGAUGGGAGCCAGAGGACUUAGGAAAGCUACCCAGGUUGCCAUACUGAAUGCCAACUACAUGUCGAAAGUUCUGGAGCCUUACUACAUAACCUUAUUCAAGAGCCCUUCAACCAAUUUGUGCGCCCAUGAGUUCAUUUUAGAUAUAAGGGAAUUCAAGAAGACUGCUCACAUCGAAGCACAUGACAUCGCCAAGAGACUGAUGGAUUAUGGCUUUCACGCCCCUACCAUGUCUUGGCCUGUCGCUGGAACCCUCAUGAUCGAACCUACCGAAUCGGAGGAUAAACAGGAGCUGGACAGAUUCUGCGAUGCGAUGAUAAGCAUAAGACAGGAGAUAAGGGAGAUAGAAGAAGGCAGGAUGGAUAUUCGUGUAAAUCCGUUGAAAAUGGCUCCUCAUACGCAGGAACAAGUGAUCAGUUCCACGUGGGAAAGGCCAUAUACGAGAGAACAGGCUGCUUUUCCAGCUCCUUUCGUUAAACCCGAGGUUAAGGUUUGGCCAACGGUGGCUAGAAUAGACGAUAUUUACGGUGAUAAGCAUCUGGUCUGCACUUGCCCACCGAUUCUGGAUGAAUAUAGCUAUUAGGUUAGGUUGAUAAUUGCUCUUCUGUCCCUGAAACAGGCGAUUACUUUUUUCAACGAAAGAACGUUUCUGUGUACUUUGCAUUUACCAGGUGAUCUUCCCUAUUGAUGGCAAGAAGAUAUAGAAAGCCGCAGGCAUAAUAGGAGAAGGAGAAGUGCUCGUUAUGUCACUCCAGGUCGAUAGCAGCAUAGCUAUCACCAAAGAUUCUGCAGUUAGCUUUAUAAUCACAAAAUUGGGCUCGACCUGGCUACCCAAUAGUCAUUCACCCUUUCAAUCGGCUCUGAAUUACAUUGCCCCUCUUUUCUAUAUCUUCUUGAUGGUUUUUACUUUAAGGUUAUGUUAAGAAUGUGGUUCUUGUGCUUCAAAAACGAUCAGGCCUACAGCUUUUGCAACGAAUCAUCCUUAUUCUGUUGGUUGCAUAAAUUAUCGGGAUCGGGACAGUUGUGACAACAGAAUUUCGAAUAAAAAAACUAUUUAUUGGAUUAUUUUCAACAACUUUUAUGGAAAUAUAUCAAUCGCUAACAUUGUCUUCGAGAACGGAUGUGGCACAGCGCAUAUUUAUACUCAACUUAUCUACGAAUCCCAAAAUAUAUGCUUUACAUUAUUUCUUAUUUCAUCAUUUUGUUUAAUGUUCAACCUACAUAUUGUUCUGAAUCGAUGAAUGAAAGGAGAUUCUGAAUAAAGAGAAAAAGAAACAUUUUGAAUGCAGUUGAUUGAUUAAUUUAUAGGUACACAAUAAUUCAUUUUUGAAUUGACGAAAUAUAUUAUUUGAUUUGA
Coccinella septempunctata (seven-spotted ladybird) is the source of this 3894-nucleotide messenger RNA. Its product is annotated as glycine dehydrogenase (decarboxylating), mitochondrial. NCBI's taxonomy places the organism in Eukaryota, Metazoa, Arthropoda, Insecta, Coleoptera, Coccinellidae. The transcript is spliced from 11 exons. The record is from RefSeq and is a predicted model, not a curated record. Gene Ontology annotation, biological process: glycine decarboxylation via glycine cleavage system. Bases 124 to 3120 code for a protein of 998 amino acids. Gene Ontology annotation, cellular component: mitochondrion; glycine cleavage complex. Gene Ontology annotation, molecular function: pyridoxal phosphate binding; lyase activity; glycine dehydrogenase (decarboxylating) activity.